AUGGCUUUGGGAAAUUUGUUCUUUCUACUUCAGGUUGUUCGCUACUCAAGGUUGAUGAAGGAUUCGUAUAUCUGCAUAGAAAAAGCAAUGCACCAUAAUUGCCCUGUUUGUUUUGAGUAUCUUUUUGAGACAACAAAAGACAUCACAGUCUUGCCUUGUGGGCACACUAUACACUUGCAAUGCGUGAAGGAGAUGGAACAGCAUUUACAGUAUUCAUGCCCCAUUUGUUCAAAAUCAUAUUGCGACAUGUCUCAAGUGUGGCAAAGGCUUGAUCACGAGGCAUACCAAUGAUAUCAUGCUAUACUUACCUUAAUUGUAUUUAUUUGCAAUAUGGGUUUGUAUCCCGGCUG
Messenger RNA from Camellia sinensis, 350 nucleotides. The record is from RefSeq and is a predicted model, not a curated record. Lineage: Eukaryota; Viridiplantae; Streptophyta; Magnoliopsida; Ericales; Theaceae.